Messenger RNA from Ogataea haglerorum, 1602 nucleotides. RefSeq lists its product as uncharacterized. Lineage: Eukaryota; Fungi; Ascomycota; Pichiomycetes; Pichiales; Pichiaceae. Gene Ontology annotation, molecular function: nucleic acid binding; RNA helicase activity; ATP binding. The record is from RefSeq and is a predicted model, not a curated record. Bases 1 to 1602 code for a protein of 533 amino acids. The transcript has a single exon.
AUGUCGCUACCUCCUUCUCUUGACGACCUGAUCAAAUCUCAGCCGGCCAAUGGCAAGACGCGAUUUCUGAGUAAGGCUCAACGGGAGAAGCGCAAGCAUGAGCAGGUAGUCAAACCCCCCGCUGCUGUUGUGAAGCCGAAAUCUCUUAAAAAAAGGGCACCAGAUCCAAGUUUGGCGAACUCCUCGAGCGAAGGCAACGGAGACAUGAACGACGCUUAUUUUGUUCCGAUAGUGGAACUGCCGCGACGUCGUCAGGAUCUCGAGUUUGACGACGUUCACUGGUCGGAAAAAGAUCUCUCCAAAAUGACCGACAGAGACUGGAGAAUAAUGCGGGAAGACUUCAACAUCAGCACUAAAGGCGGAAAACUGGAGAGUCCCUUGCGUAAGUGGGAGGAAAGCCAGAUCUCGCCGCUCAUUAUCCAGCAACUAGAAGCUCUAGGAUACAAAGAGCCAACGCCGAUUCAAAGGGCAGCUGUUCCGAACGGACUGACGGGCAGAGAUCUGGUGGGUAUUGCCGAGACCGGUUCGGGAAAGACGUUGGCAUUUCUGGUCCCCUGUGUGAACUAUAUUCUGCAGAUGCCUCGGCUCGGCAGAUUUGAGGGCCCUUACGUGCUAAUUUUGGUUCCAACGAGAGAAUUGGCGUUGCAGAUUGAGCGAGAGUUCUCCAAGUUUGCGUCUCUCGGGUUUGACGCGAUCUCGCUGAUUGGAGGACACUCGUACGACGAGCAUGCCGCAAAGCUGGAGCGUGGCGUGGAGGUGAUCAUAGCCACUCCCGGUCGGCUCGUGGACUGUCUGGAGCAGCAGUUAGUCUCUCUAGAUCGGUGCUUUUUCUUGGUGAUGGACGAAGCUGACCGGAUGAUCGACAUGGGGUUUGAGAACGAUCUAAACAAAAUCCUGGACAGCCUACCGGAUGGGUCUGAGAAUCCGCACUACGCGGGUCCCGGAGAGCCCAAAAGAACCACCAUGAUGUUUACGGCGACCAUGCCGCCGCAGAUCGAGAAAAUAAGCGCAAAGUAUCUGAAAAAUCCAGGAACUGUUAUGGUCGGCGAGGUCGGCGGUGCGGUCGACAGCGUGCGCCAAGAAGCCAUCCAGGUUGAUGACACGGAGGAGAAACGCUUGCAAGUACUGCAGAAGGUGCUCACGCGCGGCAUCUACCUGCCUCCAAUCAUAGUUUUCGUGAAUUUCAGGAAAACAUGCGAAAUGGUGGCAGAAUUUUUGGAGCAGCUGGGAUUCAACGCCGUGACGAUGCACGGCUCGAAAACGCAGGAACAGCGCGAAUAUGCCAUCCAGCAGAUAAAGGAGGGCAGGGCGGAUAUUCUGGUGGCUACGGAUGUGGCGGGACGAGGAAUUGACAUUCCGGACGUGUCGCUCGUGGUUAACUUCCAAAUGGCGAAAAAUAUCGAGGAUUACACACAUAGAAUCGGACGCACGGGACGGGCUGGAAAAGAGGGUACGGCAAUCACGUUCUGGAGCGCUGCGGACGCGGAUGUGCUGUACCAUCUCAAACAGAUGAUCACCAAAAGCCCUGUCAGCAGGUGUCCGGACGACCUGAAAAGACACCCUGCUGCGCAGAAAAAGGUGGUGAGAAACAUUGAAGUCUGA